CACACGGCGGCGGAUCAGCCAACGAUUCAUUCGCCAUUCGCCAACCAGGGCAGUUUGGCAGCGUCUGGCAGUUUUUCUUGUCCCUCGUCGCCAUGUCCCCUCGACGGUAUGUGCCAAUCGCGCUGUGCCCCAAGCUUCCCGCGACAAUUCGAUCUAGACGGCAGACACCGGGGGCCAGGCUUCGGUUCGGUCGGCGGCGGUGGUGCUGGUGACGAGAACGAAUUUGAUCACGAAUUACCUACCGACCUACUCUUACCCGACAGACCACACUGACUAACUAUUAACCUAACUAAUAACUGUCCACUCGGUGGCAGAGCGAGAGAGAGUGGGCAGAGUGAGUAUGAACGGGGGCAGAGAUGCGGGCUUGGGGCAUCUCCAUAGCGCAGCCCGGCGCUAGUCUUUUCUGCCCUCCCCAAUCUCGCCCUUUCUGGUGCCGGAACACGGCUUCUACCGCGGUUGACACUCUGGGUGUAAGUGUGAGUGUGAGGAUAGGAAAAGCUGGAGUGAACAGCAGCAGAAAACAAACAUUCAUGACUGUAGAUACCAUACAUACAGUAGAUACAUCCACCCAUCCGUCCGUCCAUACACACAUACACGUACAUACACGUCAAGGCUAUGCCGCCCAUGCCGCCGCUCCAGCCUUUCUUUACCCGGCGCACUCCAGCACCAGCACCAACACCAGCAUCAGCAGCAGCAUCAGCAUCAUUCUGCCCUGCGCCGCAUGUGAACUCUCUCCAGGUCCUCCCCUGUGCCACUCACGCAAGGUCUUCAACCGCUCGCAUCUUCUUUCUCCUUCUUCUCCUUGUCUCUCGCUCACUCCUCUCUUUGUCUAUAUAAAUCACUUUCCCGUCUCCCUCCCAUCAUCAUCGCCUCUACCUGCUGCUUACCGUUUAAAAUACGCGCGAAUCAUGGCCUUCGUAAUAUGUAAUUAGUAGUAGUAGUCGCCGUUAUCGCAUCGCAUCCGCACACAACCCACAGACGCUGCAGCACCACCACCAUCCUUCGUUCUCCGAAAGGAUCAAACUCCGAUGCGCUGAAACAAGGAUUAUUAUGGGAGGACGAGGGGGUGCUGCAUGACUCGCUAGCCUGUCGUUCUCGCUCG
Molecule: messenger RNA, 1102 nt
Organism: Pseudovirgaria hyperparasitica
Lineage: Eukaryota; Fungi; Ascomycota; Dothideomycetes; Acrospermales; Acrospermaceae
Exons: 1
Coding region: 357-932 (191 amino acids)
Source: RefSeq, a predicted model, not a curated record